Messenger RNA from Nicotiana tabacum (common tobacco), 1891 nucleotides. RefSeq names its product cytochrome P450 86A1-like. The record is from RefSeq and is a predicted model, not a curated record. Gene Ontology annotation, molecular function: iron ion binding; oxidoreductase activity, acting on paired donors, with incorporation or reduction of molecular oxygen; monooxygenase activity. NCBI's taxonomy places the organism in Eukaryota, Viridiplantae, Streptophyta, Magnoliopsida, Solanales, Solanaceae.
CCCUUCCUUUAAUUCCCAUAACACAUUCUCUUCCAAUCAUCCACCAGAUCGAGAAGCUAUUAAUUCAUUUUUCUUCUCUACUCCGCAUAAACGAAAACCAAAACAGAAGAAGGGAAAAGAUAAACAAUCAUAUGGAUCCUGUAGUAAUUUACUUUGGAAUAGCAGCUGCAACUACAGUUUAUCUCCUCUGGUUCUGGCUCUUAGCCCAAAGGCUCACGGGUCCAAAAGUGUGGCCACUAGUCGGUAGCCUCCCCUACACCUUCAUGAACAGAAGAAGAUUCCACGACUGGAUUUCUGAAAAUCUACGUUCCACAGGUGGAGCUGCUACAUAUCAAACGUCCACCAUUUGCAUACCAUUUCUUGCUUGGAAACAAGGGUUCUAUACUGUCACAUGUCACCCAAAGAACAUCGAACACAUCCUUCGAACCAGGUUUGAUAAUUAUCCCAAAGGGCCAACAUGGCAAAGUGCAUUCGAUGACCUCUUGGGUCAAGGUAUAUUCAACAGCGACGGUGACACGUGGCUCAUGCAGAGGAAAACCGCAGCUCUUGAGUUUACAACCCGGACACUUCGACAAGCCAUGAACCGGUGGGUGAACCGGACCAUCAGAACUCGUUUAUGGGUAAUUUUGGAUAAAGCUGCUAAGGAGAAAAGUCCUGUCGAAUUACAAGAUUUAUUGCUACGUUUAACUUUUGAUAAUAUUUGCGGACUUACUUUUGGUAAAGACCCUGAAACACUUUCCCCUAAAAUGCCUGAAAAUCCAUUUGCUAUAGCUUUUGAUUCAGCCACUGAGGCCACAAUGCAAAGACUUUUAUACCCUUAUUUUCUGUGGAGGUUGAAAAAAAUUUUAGGCAUUGGAGCUGAAAAAAGAUUACAAAAAAGCCUCCAAGUUGUCGAAAAUUACAUUUCGGAGGCAUUGGAAUCACGUAAGGAAAGUCCAUCCGAUGAUUUAUUGUCACGUUUUAUGAAGAAAAAGGACGUAAACGGCAAUUCCUUCCCAAGUGAUGUACUAAAACGCAUUGCUUUAAACUUUGUCCUAGCUGGACGUGACACGUCAUCAGUGGCUAUGAGCUGGUUCUUCUGGAACGUCAUGAACAACCGCCACGUGGAAAAUAAGAUAAUUGAAGAAAUAUCAACUGUUUUAAAAGAAAGCCGUGGUGAAGAUUGCGAAAAAUGGAUUGAAGAGCCAUUGGUUUUUGAUGAAGCUGAUAAAUUGAUUUAUCUAAAAGCAGCUUUAGCUGAGACUUUACGUUUGUACCCUUCAGUCCCUGAAGAUUUCAAAUAUGUCAUUUCUGAUGAUGUUUUGCCAGAUGGCACGUGGGUCCCAGCCGGUUCGACUGUGACUUAUUCUAUUUACUCUGUGGGGAGAAUGAAAACGGUUUGGGGAGAGGAUUGCAUGGAGUUUAAACCGGAAAGAUGGCUCUCGACCGGAGGAGACCGGUUCGAACCGCCAAAGGAUGGGUAUAAAUUUGUGGCAUUUAAUGGUGGACCGAGAACUUGCUUAGGCAAAGAUUUGGCUUAUCUCCAGAUGAAAUCUGUGGCUGCUGCUAUAUUGCUUCGUUACCGGCUUUUACCGGUUCCAGGUCAUAAAGUUGAACAGAAAAUGUCUCUAACUUUGUUCAUGAAGAAUGGGCUUAAAGUUUACUUGAAUCCUCGUGAACUUGCACCUGCAGCUCCAAAGGUCGCUAUGUCUGCUUGAAUAAAUGGUAUUAUGGGAACUGAGAAUACUUUUGAGGAUGUAAUUAUGCAAUAUAUGCAUGGUCAAAUGGUAAUAUUGGUGAUUUUAUAAUUGUAUUUACUUUUAAUUAUCAUAUUUUCAGUUUUUCAUUGUGUUUGUUGAUCUGUAUGGUUACUUCGAAUCAUGAGUUUAAGAAUGAUUUAUUACUUUUUAUU